AUGGACCAGCUUGAGAGUGACAUGCUUGUCGACCACGAGUACGACGAAAAGGCCGACGUUGCCAUCAUCACGCCCGACACGGACGAUGCCAUGGACGACGUCGACGCCGAUGCCGAACCCCGCGCAGACGAGUACGAUGCUUUUAUGAAGAGGCAUAUGCCCAAGACUGCCGAGUAUGAGACAGAGGCCGAGGCCUACCACACCUGGGAGAUCAGGGACUGGCGGACACUUACUAGGCGUGAACACGGCCCCAUAUUCGAGUGCGGUGGACAUCCCUGGCGUAUUCUCUUCUUCCCCUACGGUAACAACGUCGACUUUGCCUCCUUCUACCUCGAGCAGGCCUACGACGAGAAGCAGAUGCCCGAGGACUGGUAUGCCUGCGUAGAGUUUAUGCUUGUCCUAUGGAACCCAAAUGACCCCAGCAUCUUCACUACACACACCGCACACCACCGCUUCACCGCCGACGAGGGCGAUUGGGGCUUCACACGCUUCGCCGAGCUUAGAAAGCUCUUUAGCAACUCAUGGGAGGAUCGUGGCCGGCCAAUGGUCGAGGAUAAUGCUGCCAAUGUGACGGCAUACGUCAGAGUGCUCAAGGACCCCACCGGUGUGCUAUGGCACAACUUCAUCAACUACGAUUCGAAAAAGGAAACCGGCAUGGUUGGUCUCAAGAACCAGGGCGCAACAUGUUACCUGAAUUCGCUUCUUCAAUCCCUGUUCUUCACGACGGCGUUUCGUCAAGCCGUGUACCAAAUCCCUACUGCGGAAGAGGCCGACCGUUCGAAUAGCGCAUACGCCCUGCAGAGGCUAUUCUACCUAUUACAAACAUCAACCACCGCUGUAGGAACCACGGAAUUGACCCAUUCUUUCGGUUGGGACUCUAAGCAGAUUUUUGAGCAACAAGAUGUGCAGGAGCUAUCUCGCGUGCUCAUGGACAAGCUCGAUGAGAGAAUGAAAGGCACAGAGGCUGAGGGCGCCUUGACAAAAAUGUUUGUUGGCAAGAUGAAGACCUACAUAUCAUGUAUUAACGUCGACUACGAAUCUUCUCGCGUUGAGGAAUUCUGGGAUAUUCAAUUGAAUGUGAGCGGCAACAAGAACCUCGACGACAGCUUCAGAGACUACGUCCAAGUCGAAACCAUGGACGGUGAAAACAAAUAUUUUGCAGAGGGCUUUGGGCUACAGGACGCCAGAAAGGGUGUUAUUUUCGAGAGCUUUCCGCCAGUGCUACAUCUCCAACUAAAGCGUUUCGAAUACGACUUCCAGCGCGACGCCAUGAUGAAGGUCAACGACCGUUACGAAUUCCCAGAGGUUUGGGAUGCCGCGCCGUAUCUCUCCGAGGGCGCCGACCGAUCAGAGUCGUGGGUAUACCACCUUCACGGCGUUUUGGUUCACAGCGGCGAUCUUAAUGCGGGCCAUUACUACGCUUUUCUCAAGCCUACCAAGGACGGACACUACUACAAGUUUGACGACGACCGGGUCACACGUGCCACACUCCGGGAGGCGCUCGAGGAGAACUUUGGUGGCGACUAUGUGCAAGCCAACGGAAACACUGGCCAACGGAAUCCUUACACGCGAGCCUGGUCUGCAAAGCGCUCCAUGAGCGCUUACAUGCUGGUCUAUAUCAGGGAGACAAGACUCGAUCAAGUUCUUAUGGACAGUAAAGCUGUAGAGCCCCCCAAGCAUCUAGCCGAGCGACUUGCUGAGGAACGGGCUGCCUUGGAGCGCAGGAAGAAGGAGCGCGAGGAGGCGCAUCUCUACAUGGAUGUCGCCGUCGCAUCCAACGAUCAAUUCAGCGUCUACCAAGGGUUCGACAUAGUGCCGUGGAAGAACGAGGUAGAGAUGCCCGCUAGUCCAAAGAUUUACCGAGUUCUCCGAGCGACUACAAUGGCCGACUUUGCAGCAACCGUUGCUCAGGACUUGGGAACACAGGCUGAUAUGCUACGUCCGUGGUCCAUGGUUAACAGACAAAACGGUACUGUUCGCCCUGAUACGGCUCUGGAGUUCCCUGAAAUGACGGUCGAAGAGGCGGCUAGUAAGCAUGGCACAAAGCAAGCGCAGUUCAGAAUGUGGAUCGAAAAGGCCGAGGACCGCGAUGAGACUGGCGCACCGAUAUUCGGUGAACGGUUGGUAGAUCUCAAGGGCCAGGCUAACAACCGCCCACUGAUGAUCUUCCUGAAGCACUUUGACGCCAAUCAGCAAAGCCUAUUCGGCAUGGGCACCUUCUAUGCCGCAUACCAAGACAAAGUGUCCGAUCUUACACCUACAAUUCUGAAGAUGAUGGGAUGGCCUGCUGGAACGCAGAUCAAGCUCUCAGAAGAGAUCAAGCAAAACAUGAUCGAAGCAAUGAAGCCCAAGGUGACACUAGCGGCCUCUGAGAUUCAAGACGGCGACAUCAUUACAGUCCAACGCGUACUCAGUGAAAAAGAGGCUGCGCAAAUCACCGCGGCAGGAGGCUAUACCGAAGCCAAGGAAUUCUACGAUUAUUUACUUAACAAGAUUAACAUUGAAUUCGUGCCAAGGGUACCGGAAGCGGAUCUACCGACCUUUUCCUUGACUCUCAGCAAAAAGAUGGCGUAUGAUCAGUUCGCUAGCAAAGUAGCGGAACACCUCAAGACUGACCCCAGCCACCUCCGCUUCACAACCGUCAGCACUGCUGGCAAACCCAAGCAAGCCAUCAAAUACAGCGCCACUUCAACACUAAACAACAUUCUUUUCCCUGGUCCAUACAACUACUCGGCGAGUGCUAUGCAGCGAAACGAUGCGUUGUUUUACGAAGUGCUGGAUAUGAGCUUGAAAGAGCUGGAGCAGAGGAAACCCGUCAAGGUGACGUGGCUGCCCGACGGACUUAGCAAAGAGGAGGAACACACGUUGAUGGUACCGAAGAACGCCCAGGUUUCUGAUCUCCUCGAGGCUCUGCAAAAGAAAGCCGGUAUCAGCGACGAGAUAAUGCAAAAGACACGGGCAUACGAGGCUCACAUGCACAAGUUCCACAAGGUCCUUCCGCCAGAUCACUCCAUCAUGAGCCUCUACGAUUACACCCAAAUCUUUGUCGCACCCUACUCAGAUGACGAGUCAUCAAAGAAGAUUACAGUCUUUCACUAUGACAAGGAACCCUCAAAACCACAUGGUGUUCCAUUCCAACUCUCGAUCAAGGAGGGCGAGCCGUUUAGCGAGACCAAACAGCGACUUUCAGACUUCACCAAGAUCAAGGGCAAGCAACUAGAUAAGAUCAAGUUUGCUCUUGUAAGCAGGUCGCAAUACUCGAAGCCGGAGCCUUUAGACGAUGACGAUGUAUUAUGGGACGUAAUAGCAGGGCGCGACGAUGUUUCACUAGGACUCGACCAUCCAGCCAAGACACGGACGCUCUGGGGCAAGACAGACUCCAUCUUCAUUCGUUGA
Molecule: messenger RNA, 3396 nt
Organism: Bipolaris zeicola 26-R-13
Lineage: Eukaryota; Fungi; Ascomycota; Dothideomycetes; Pleosporales; Pleosporaceae
Exons: 7
Coding region: 1-3396 (1131 amino acids)
Biological process (GO): regulation of protein stability; protein deubiquitination
Cellular component (GO): cytosol; nucleus
Molecular function (GO): protein binding; cysteine-type endopeptidase activity; cysteine-type deubiquitinase activity
Source: RefSeq, a predicted model, not a curated record